Messenger RNA from Fusarium odoratissimum NRRL 54006, 3244 nucleotides. RefSeq lists its product as uncharacterized. The transcript is spliced from 4 exons. Lineage: Eukaryota; Fungi; Ascomycota; Sordariomycetes; Hypocreales; Nectriaceae. The record is from RefSeq and is a predicted model, not a curated record. Gene Ontology annotation, molecular function: transaminase activity; pyridoxal phosphate binding. The coding region runs from base 584 to 1543 and encodes 319 amino acids. Gene Ontology annotation, biological process: biosynthetic process; amino acid metabolic process.
GGAUGACACAAGAAAUAUCCUUAUCUCACAACCAAUACCUCACUUCGCGUUUCAAUAUACAAUCUCCAGUCAUCUACCAAAUAUCUAUUUGUACAAUACCACCAAAGGCCAGCAAGAGUCAGUUUGAGCAAGUAUUGCAGAUCUUACCUUAGACAGCUGACUCAUCGGCCCCGCUACUAUAUCUCUCAAGUGAAGCAUGUUGAUUCACCUCAACUUCUCUGAUGCAAAGAUGGGUUUCCUAUCGCAAAGAGCCAUAGAGGCGGUUGGCGGACUAGAUCUGCCAUGGAGGUUCGCACCGAGGGGGGACUAUGAUGCAGAUCAUAACCCAAAUGGUUUGAUAUCAUUUGGCACAGCUGAGCAUGCCUUGGUAACUGAAGAGUUGAAGGAGUUCACAGACAAGAAUGUAUGAGUCAACUUAUCAAACCCAUAAACCCGAGCAACUCGUAACUCACGCACAUAGGUCACCAUCUCACAUGAUGAUUUCCUCUAUCGAGGUAGCCAUGCAGGGGGUCCUCGCUUCCCCAAAGCCUUAGCGGCCCACCUCAAUGAAUACUUCCAACCGUAUAGCCCUGUAACUCCCGAUAUGAUUCGAUGCGUUGGUGCUGCUACCGCAAUGCACGAUAUUCUUGCAUGGGGAGUCGCGGAUCCCGGCGAUGGCGUACUGACCAGCAGACCUGUAUAUGGCCGGUUCGAGCUUGAUUUCGGUAACAUGUCUCAGGUCAGAGUCGUAUACUCCAACAAUAAGAUAGAAGAAGCGUUCCAAGGGGACAUUGUCGAAAAGUUCGAGGAGGCGUUGUUGCGCUCUCGAAAGGCUGGGGUUAAUGUCAAGAUGGUACUAAUCGUUAAUCCCCAUAACCCCCUUGGACGCUGUUAUCAUAAGUCAACGCUCAUCAAUAUAAUGCAAUUCUGCCAGGAACAUAGACUGCAUCUACUGAGCGAUGAGAUAUACGCCUGCUCCGUUUUCGAUACGGAUGAGCCUGCAGUCCCCUUUACCUCGAUACUUUCAAUUAAUCCGACUGGUCUUAUAGAUCCAGAACUUCUUCAUGUCACUUAUGGUCUUAGCAAAGACUUCGGUGCGGCUGGUCUUCGGCUUGGUGCCAUAAUCACUCGCAGCCAACCUGUCCUCCGGGCCAUCGAAGCGGCCAUGCGAUUCAAUAACCCUUCUGGAGCCAGCUUGGCUAUUGGAAGCGCCUUGCUUGAGGAUCGAGCGUGGUGUCGAGCUUUUAUUGACUCUUCAAGGCUGAAGCUCGCCCAAGCCCAUCGCCAUAUCACGUCCCUGCUCAGCGACAUGGGUAUCAAGUACUUACCCGGCAGCAAUGCAGGGUUCUUUGUCUGGGUAGAUCUAUCCCCAUACCUUCCAUCUGAGUUCGACGGAGAGUUGAAUCAAGAAUUUGCUCUCGCGAAACGGUUGCACAAGGUGGGCGUGUUUCUGCAUCCUCGCGAGGAGCAUUCUAUUGAGCCGGGAUGGUUCCGAAUGGUAUAUUCGCAAGAUCCAAGAACUGUUACCGAGGGGCUCCGGAGAAUCCAUAAAGCGAUAUCUUAGCCUGAAUGGCAGUGGAAAAGGUUAAUCAAAUUUAUGACGGGCAAAUUCAAACAAGUGUCAGAAAUUUCAAAGAUAGAGGUAGAAAACAGCCAGCCAUCAUAAGUACGAAUGUAAGUGGCUGUAGCUUUGAUAUCACGCUGGAAAUCAAACCUCAGUCCGAGUGAUGGUAAUUUGAUAGCUUAUCUUGAUACACUUUGUAUCUGCCACCUACUGGCCAACAGCAUCCUCGAACUUCUUACCAGUCAACAUGAGGAAGGCCUCUCGGUAGCGGUCUGCUGUAGCCUGAACGAUAUCCUGGGGUAGCUCCACGCCCUCCUUGCCCUUGAGUCCUUCCUUAGUGAGCCAGUUGCGGAUGAAUUGCUUGUCAAAGCUGUCCUGGUCGCGGCCAGGCAUGUAGCCGGCUGCUGGCCAGAAUCGAGAAGAGUCAGGGGUCAGAACCUCAUCGACGAGGUAGAUGUUUCCCUCUCCAUCCUUGGCAAAUUCAAACUUGGUGUCAGCCAAGAGAAUGCCUCGCUCUUCGGCAUACUUGGCGGCCUCCUCGUAUAUCUUGAGGGAAAGUUCCUUCACGCGGUCUGCAGUCUCACGAUCACCAACCUCCUUCCAAGCGUCAUCAGGGUGGAUGUUCUCGUCGUGUUCUCCAGCAUCAGCCUUGGUGCUUGGAGUCCAGAGAGGCUGCUUGAACUUUUGGGCUUCUUCCAUACCAGGCUCGACGGGGAUGCCAUGAACGGUUCCCUUCUGCUUGUACUCCUUGAAAGCUGAGCCGGUCAGGUAACCUCGUCUGUUGGACUGUUAGUGCUUAAAUGUCCCUAUAGAGCACGAAACUGAAGACCUGUUUCAUAUUCAAGGGAAGGUUUCGCGUGGUACUUUUGCAAUGGGAAUGGGGGCGUACACAAUUGAUUCGAUCUUGAUGACAGAAAGCUUCUUCACGACCAUCGAACGGUCCUUGAUGGUCUUUGCCUCUUCAGGAGUAACACCCUCGGGAAUAUCGAGACUGAUGAAAUGGGUGCGGAGGCCAGGAAUGCGCUCUGUUAAAACUUGGAACCAGUGAGCCGAGACGAGGGUCAAAAUCUUGCCCUUGUCAGGGAUUGGGUUCUUCAGAACAGCAUCGUACGCAGAGACACGGUCGGAGGCCACAAAGAGAAGGGUGUUCUUGUCUGGCAGCUCGAACAGGUCGCGCACUUUGCCCGAAGCAAUCUUUUGAAAGCUUGGGAGCGAGAUUUCCGUCAAAGCAGACAUUGUGACUAAAUUCGGUGGUUUUGAAUUGAUCAGGUUUGACUUAUCGGAAUAAAGUCAAUUUGUAGGUGACCAGGAUUAGUCACGGUUGUGAUGAUACCUGAAGGGAGGAAGUUGAUGAUGAGGUGAUGAAAGUGUGAGGAGAAAAAUUUAGCCUGUGACUUGGAAAGCUUCUCCACUGAGUCAUAGAGGUAUAUUCCAGUGCGGUUUCGCCAUUGGAGAUAGCUGACCAAAGCUUUUGAUGGGAAAGCACACUUUCCACCUGUGACGCCUUCCUCCUCAUAAAAUAACUGAACAAGAACCGAUCGCACCUAUUGACAGGGGCAACAAGAACGAGUCGCGCACAGUGUUUCACAGUGUCAAACGACACUUUCGGCACGGUCUCACAAGACUCCACUCCCGUAAUGUUAUUGGCUGCGGCUUGCUUUCAGCCAGACUUCAAUAUCAUUCAGUAGAGGAGGGUCAGUA